Messenger RNA from Balaenoptera ricei (Rice's whale), 3423 nucleotides. It is a transcript of the gene CBR4, whose product is annotated as carbonyl reductase 4. Gene Ontology annotation, biological process: fatty acid biosynthetic process. The coding region runs from base 178 to 765 and encodes 195 amino acids. NCBI's taxonomy places the organism in Eukaryota, Metazoa, Chordata, Mammalia, Artiodactyla, Balaenopteridae. The transcript is spliced from 5 exons. The record is from RefSeq and is a predicted model, not a curated record. Gene Ontology annotation, molecular function: quinone binding; oxidoreductase activity, acting on the CH-OH group of donors, NAD or NADP as acceptor.
GUGACGUGAUGACGUGGCGCUCUGGGCGCCUCCGCCCUCCCGGGCUCCAGUCCGGCGGCGGGAGGUCUGGGGCGGCGCUUCGGUUUGUGGGAGCCGCCGUGGUGUGAAGGCGCGAGGCCGGUGGGAAGGGUCGGCCCUUGUAGCCUCCUCCUCCGGGUCUGCGGCUCCCCGUCCCAGAUGGACAGGGUGUGCGCCGUGUUCGGAGGCUCCCGGGGCAUCGGCAGGGCGGUGGCCCGCUUGAUGGCCCAGAGAGGUUACCGACUGGCCAUCGUCGCCCGGAAUCUGCAGGGGGCCAGAGCCGUGGCCGGGGACCUGGGCGGAGAUCAUUUGGCAUUGAGCUGUGAUGUUGCCAAAGAACAUGAUGUUCAAAAUACAUUUGAAGAGAUAGAGAAAAACUUAGGUCGAGUUAACUUCUUGGUAAAUGCAGCUGGAAUUAACAGGGAUAACCUCUUAGUAAGGACAAACGCCGAAGAUAUGCUAUCUCAGCUUCAUACUAACCUCUUGGGCUCCAUGCUGACCUGUAGAGCUGCCGUGAAGACAAUGAUUAAACAGCAGACAGGGUCCAUUGUGAAUGUGGGAAGCGUUGCAGGUGUAAAAGGCAGUUCUGGCCAAUCCGUGUACAGCGCCAGCAAAGGCGGGCUAGUUGCAUUCUCACGCGCUCUUGCUAAAGAAGUAGCAAGAAAGAAAAUUAGAGUGAAUGUAGUUGCGCCAGGGGACGAUAUAUAUGAAUUUGAAGAAGCUGCAGUUAGAGUUUUAGGGCAGUAAAACUGCUCUGCGCGAGACUGUAGUGGUGGAUACGUGAUGAGAUGCAUUUGUGAGAACAUAGACCUGUCCAACGCAAAGGGCGGCCCCUGAGGUAAACCAUGACUUCACUUAAUAGCGUAUCAGUCAGUGUUGGUUCACCAGAUGCAGUGUGCUAAGGCAGGGUGUUAAUAAUUGGGGGGUGCCCGGGGAAGGCGGUGUGAUAUGAGGUAUGUGGGGACUCCCUCCACUUUCUGAUCAGUUUUUUUGUAAACCUAAAGCUGCUCUAAAAAAUAAAGUCUAUUAAUUUAAGAAGAAAAAAAAAAAGCUGCUGACAGUGAGAGGACGGUGCUUGCGUUUGGGACAGGUUCCUGCCCUCUGUAUCCGACAUCAUGGUCCAGGAGGAGCAGCCAGCGUUGGGGACGGCUUCCCUCCCUCUCAGCCUGGCCUCCGCCCCCCACUGCACUUUGAGGCUUUCAGCGCAGGGUCCAGCGCUGGCCGGCAGCUAUCCCGUGAGGCCUGUCCGUCCGGCUGUCCGUUCUCAGUGGGAGAGGCUGUGGAACUCCCCCUGUGAAAUGACGCCCUGGUCCUCCCCUCGGUGGGAGCGGUGGAGGGAGAGCCAGCCCGCGGGGCGGGGGCCCGAGCAGCCUGACCCGGUGCUGGACCCGCGGGCUCCGCUCUCUCCUCGACAGAUCUGACCCCUCACGGACGUGAGCCCAGGCCGUGGUGUCGGACGAGGCCUGUCUCCUGUCGGGAGCACGCGUGUGUCAGUCUGUCUGCCGCGGUGGCUGGCUCCCGUGGCUCUCUGGAGGACCAGGUCUGUCCCACGGCCGCGUCUCCGUGGCAGAGGCCUGUCUGCCUUCUCCCCGCCUCACUGCCUGGAUCUCCCUUCCUGCCUGCGGUCUGCCUUCCAGCACCUCGCGCCCUGUUCCAGAUCUGCCUUUUUCCCAGGGUGAAAACACUUCCGGUGGCCUCUCACAGACCGUGUGGCCUUACAUCGCCCCAGAAGCAGGGCACCUCAGUUCCCUUCAGCACAGCCUGAGUAACAACCCGGUGCUUGCUGAGCAGGAGCUCUUCCAGCCACGCGGCUGCAGUGUAAGAACUGAGGGCCUUUGAGGGGAACCACGACGACCCGUGACGCGGCACACCUUCGUCCUGGAGUCGGAGCUAUGUAGAGCUGCAGUCCGCCGUUCUCAGUCUACUGCCCCUGCUUCACGGGACAGGAGCAGCCUGCAGUUUAGACGGUGCGCGGUGCCCAGCCGUUGGCUUGCAGAGUGCAGCAGAGCGGGGGACAGAAGCUAGUGGGGGGUGUCCUCCCCCAGUGCUCUGCUUGCCGCGAAAUGCCACCUCUGAGAGGACGUCAGCAGAGCCAUCUAGAAGUUGAGCUAACCGGUAGUCACGAGGUCUUUCUUGCAGCGCGUUUUUACUGUAGUUUAUUGAGGUCUGUUUUGUUUUUUAAGAUUAAAAUGCAUCAUUGAUUUUCUGCCGAGGGUUGAGAGUUAGUGGGGAAAUAUUUUAUGCCAAUUUUGCUAGAAUUCAAAACAACCUUAGAGUAAAUAAUUGUAUCAUGAACUCUUUGAGAAGAUGACCUGGAUAUUUAAAUGUUAGAUUCGUGAUUUAUUCAGUCGACGUUGUAAGCAUGUGAAGUGCGUUCUCUUCCUGAUUCUCUUUUCUGAGGCACCUUUGACCCUGAAGUGUAUCCAGAGGCUUCGGAUCCGGGAGCCCUGCGACCCUGCUUGUUGGGUAGCCGCAGCCCGUGCAGUACUGGGAUCUUCCUGUAGGUGGAGCUACGCUCACAGCGCACCCAUGACGCGGUUUCAUCACAGCUGUACUUUGCCUUCUUUUUUUAAGUCUAAAUGAUGAGUAGCGUACAGAAUGCUGAUUAUAGAAGUUAUUGGUAAUAUGUAUUCAUAUGUAUCAGACUAAUCUCACAAGAUUUCCUUAAUAGAUAUGCAGUUCUUCUGUGCUAUGAACCAUUUAGAACUGGUGCUCCAUAUAUUAUGUCACUUUAACUACAGCUCUUGCUACUUGAGAACAUGUUCUCUGCAAGCCUUAUUGCACACAGCACUGCCGUGUUAACUUUAAAAUUUUAAAAUUUUCUGUGUAUACUUGCAUCAGGAUUGGAUAAUUCCAUUAGAUUCUUUUCUUAUAGGAACAUUGGAAAUACUGGUCUUUCUAAUCAUCAGCUAUCUUAGGUAUAGCACAUGAAACUAAUUUUUGUCAGAACUGCCAAAUCAGGUCAUGUGACCACGUUUGUGAUGCUUUCCUUCCCUCUACUCCCCCACUCCACCCCUAAUCAAGUGAAAAUUAAUCAGUUGUAUGGUUCUUUGUGUUCACCUCUAUCCGGAUAUUCACCCAAGUUCCUUUUGUUAUAAUUAGGGGUGCAAGUGAGUGUUUCCUCCCUAGGUUACAGGUUCCUUAAGGAAUGGAAUUUUUAUUCAUGUUUAUAUCUAUCCACUCAUAUUGUGCUACGAGUUGGGUCAAAUAUUUUAGUGUUCAGUAAAUGUUCAUUGGGUUAAAUUGAAUAAAAAAUGAGGACUUGGGUACUGAUUGCUAGCAAAACUCUGUAUUUCCUAAACAAGGUUUAUUAGUCAUCUCAAAUUUUCAGCAGCGAAUUUAUUUAUUUUUUUGAAAUUGAGCAAGUGUCUUAGUGUCUGCCCUUUUCAACUAAAUGAGCAAACA